AUGUCGUCAGGGAAUGCUAUGAGACAACUUGAAGAAAGACAUGCAGCCAUCAAAGUAGAACUUAUGGUGUGGUCGACAAAAUUAGAUUUAUUAGCCCUGUCAUAUGCAAAUGGUGAAGUAGCACUUCAUAGACUGAAUUGGUUAAAAGUAUGGGUUUUACCACCUCCAAGUGAUGGUGUUACUGUUAAAGGUAUUGCUUGGAGACCAGACGCAAAAGUCAUAGCAAUCGGUUACAGUACAAAUGAGAUAUACUUGGUUGAUGUGGAAAAUAAAGAAGUGCUUAACAAGUCAAUGUUUGAUGCAGAAAUUACAUGUCUUAGCUGGAGUGAUGAAAAAGAAGAAUUACUUUUUAAUAAAGCCAAUUUGUUAAGUCAAAAAAUUAGCAGUCCUUUAAGAGAAUUUAUGAAUAAAGAUGACAGUAGGAUUUUUCUUCCUAAAUUACCAUCAUUGACUGGAAAUUUUACUUCCAACAGCACAAAUUCAGAUGAUCAUGUAGAUGAUGCGAAAAAGAUUAAAGAUCAACAAACAUUAAGUAUAUUACUUGUCGGUUUAAGCAAUGGUAAACUUUGCAUUAGUGUUUUCGGCUUGUUUCCUUCCGCUGUGAUCGACAUCAAAAGUUAUUAUAAUAACUCGGAGUGUAUAAUUUUAAACUGCAAUGUUUCAAAGGAUUAUAAAGUUAUUUUUGUAGUUGUUUCUAUAAAAGCCAAAGAAGCAGAGAAAUAUACUACAUCUGUUUUACUACUUAAUUCUGAUAUUCUUUCAAGUUAUAGUCACGAAUUGUACACGUUAGCAUUGAAAUAUGGACAUUUAAUUAGUUCCGUUGAUUAUUUAAAACAAACGCUACAAAACAUUAUUGAAAGUUGGGAAAAUAUACUAAUCGAAAUGGAUUCCAAAUUGACAGCUUAUGCCUCCAAAGUACCACCUGGAAGAGUGAGUGCAGAUUUUUUAGAGCUUCUGAUGUUUGGAACUCCAUCACCGGAAAUGGGUGUUUUCUUACUUCAAGAUUUGACAGAAAGAGGGUUAAAAAAACUUGGCAAUUCAAUCGAAUUAAGUUAUUUAAAUAUUCAAAAAUUGGUAUUAAAACAUUUGCAUUCUGUCGGGCAAAAUUUAGCUUACCAUCUUGACGAGUUGUGGGGCUUAUCCAGAUGUCCCCAUUAUUUUCAAAUUUUAGGUCUGAAUGAGUCUUUUGUAAAUGAAGCAUUUAUUUCUACUGGUUCCUUCUUGAUAAAAGCAACUGAAGUUCAACAAGUUAUAGAUAAUUCAUUAAAAAUAUACAAAGCUUUUUUCCGUUGGUUGUACACCAUUAUUCUAAGACUGAGUGACGAUAGAGUAUCAUCAGAUAUGAGUAAGAUAUCCCAACAGGAUUUACUUGGGAUUGCAGAAUUUUUAUAUAAUUUCGAAGGGCAAGACUCCAACACAUCUAUAUACAAGCCUAAAUUUAAUUUGGAACGUCUCGGACAAUAUUUAUUAGAUAAAAAUCUUGAAAUUUUACCAGACGAUGAUAACGAACUAUGGACAAAAUUUUUAGAAGAGAAACAUCCUCUCAUCAAUCAAAAUCAGUUAAUAAUUCCUCAUCACAAAAACAUGUCAAUAGUCCAAGAAAUAAACAAUUUAGAAAAUCAAAUCAAUUGUAUUUUUAAAUAUUCAGAGGGGUUCAUAGGACAGCAUUUCAAACUGCUUUAUUUACGUGAUUUUAUGCAAGUCCAUGAUCCCUUCGUUAAAGUUACCAGCACGUAUUCAGUUGAAGAAGAAAAGUUUUCGGUGGCCAUUUUAGAUUCAAAGGAUUCAUCAAACGGUUUUUAUUUCAUUGAGGUAUUCAUUCAUUCUGAAAAACAGCCACCGAAAUUUGCUCAUUUGUGUUUUGACGAAUUCAAAUAUUGCAACAGAGUCAUCGAUAUACAAUUUUAUCUGGAAGAUGUUUUGUCCGUUUUAACGGUUCAAAAAUUUACAAUGCAUUCAACGGAUUUUAUCCAAUUGCCCGUUAAAGUAAUUAAAGAUUUGGAUUAUGAAAAAUUUACUUCCAUCAACAUUCAACAUUUAAUAAAUAAUUAUGCUCGUAAUAUAGAAGGGAUUGUGGCAUCUCGUUUUGCCGUUAGUGGAAGCAGAAAAGUUUGCGUUAUAUUAUCAGAUAAUAAAAGAAAAGUAAAAUUAUUCGAAAUGGAAGCAGAAGAUGAAGAAGAUGAUGAUGAAGUUAUGGAAACCACAGGGUCAUUUAAAGAAUCAAAUGAUUCAAUAAUGAAACUUGAAAAAUCAGAUACGAGUAUUUGUGACAAUUAA
Pediculus humanus corporis (human body louse) is the source of this 2277-nucleotide messenger RNA. Its product is annotated as anaphase-promoting complex subunit, putative. Gene Ontology annotation, molecular function: protein binding. The transcript has 3 exons. Gene Ontology annotation, cellular component: nuclear periphery; anaphase-promoting complex. The record is from RefSeq and is a predicted model, not a curated record. Gene Ontology annotation, biological process: protein K11-linked ubiquitination; positive regulation of mitotic metaphase/anaphase transition; anaphase-promoting complex-dependent catabolic process. The coding region runs from base 1 to 2277 and encodes 758 amino acids. Lineage: Eukaryota; Metazoa; Arthropoda; Insecta; Psocodea; Pediculidae.